CGACAUCGAAAAAAGAGAUAUGUCAUUCAACAAUGGCGCGUAGACGACGAACAAACUGGAAGCUAACGCGGGUCUGUCCUCUUCUGUUUCAUUGCUUCUUCUCAACACAACGUCUGUUUUUAAAAAUUACAACGUACUAGUAGUACCCAAGCGUCUUGUAACAGCUUCCACACACGUUCACGUUGAAAUUACAUUUUCGCCAUAAUAGUCGAAGAAAUACACCUGCAGGUUCAGUUUAAACGAAUGAGCCUUGGUCGUGUACGCUCAUCGGCUCCUAUUCUCCAUAUUUUUACACCUUUUGCUCAUGUUAUUUUUUCUUCAAUGGCCUUCAUAGCUUCCAGGUAGGCUGCACAAACAUCUUUACCUUCUGCAACAAGUGACAGCAGAAAUUAAACCUGCCUGGGAUUGCAUGAGCACAGGAGAAGACCUGAGGUCGACUACUCCCCCAUUGGACUUUGAGGAGGGGGGAGGAGAAAGAAGACAGGGCCCCUUCCAUAACUACCCGGAGUAUGGGGCAAAAAGUCCCAGGUGGCAUUAAAACAAUUGAUAUGCGGGAUCCAGCGUUCAGCCCCCUGAAGCUGGAGCUCCAGGCCUUGAGUCACACCAAGCCUUCUCGACUGGACCUGCUGCUGGACAUGCCACCAGCAAGCGUGGACGUUCAAGUCCAGCACUCGUGGAACAACGAUGACCGCUCGCUCAACAUCUUCGUCAAGGACGAUAACAAGCUGGUUUUUCACAGGCACCCUGUGGCGCAGAGCACAGACGCCAUCCGGGGACGUGUUGGUUAUACACGGGGACUGCAUGUGUGGGAAAUCAGCUGGGCGAUGCGUCAGAGGGGCACACACGCCGUGGUCGGUGUAGCAACAAGUGACGCUCCACUGCACUCCGUAGGUUACACAGCUCUAGUGGGAAGCGACAGUGAGUCCUGGGGUUGGGACCUGUGCAGGAGUAAACUCUACCAUGACAGCAAGAAUCACUCAGGAAAAGCAUACCCCUCCUUUCUCGAGCCAGAUGACACCUUCAUAAUACCGGACUCCCUAUUAGUAGUUUUGGACAUGGAUGAAGGGACUCUGGGUUACAUAGUGGAUGGCCAUUACCUGGGGGUGGCCUUCAGAGGACUAAAAGGCAGGAAGCUAUACCCAGUAGUAAGCGCUGUGUGGGGACACUGUGAAAUACGAAUCCGGUACAUAAACGGACUUGAUCCUGAACCUUUGUCUCUGAUGGACCUGUGUCGGCGCUCAGUGAGGGUGGCAUUAGGAAGAGAGCGUCUGUGUGAAAUCCAUCGGCUGCCACUGCCGGCAUUUCUCAAGAACUACCUGCUCUACCAAUGACAGCACGGUCGCAUUCAACAGCACACCCUUCCUUUUCUAUCACUUUCUUUCUCCCUUGUUCUUCUCUGGGAUCCUUCUUGGUUGAACUUGUUUGGCAACAUUUUGUUGAGCUUGUUAGACAGACCAAGGCUCACGGAUGAUUUAGCAAGUAAGUGUAUCUGAUCAGUGGCUGGACUCAUUUUUGAGUUUCUUAUCCUAUUUUAAUGACUCUUUGCAAUGGUAUUCUCUAACUUUAAAAUAUCAGGAAUCACUGAGCUCUAUGCACCUACUGAUGGAAAAUAUGCCCAGACAGUCACCAUAAGUCACUAGUGGUCAGUAUCUCUCCUGUUGACUACAGACAGCACUGUAUUGUUAGCCUUUUAAAAAUGUGAUUGCAUUUCCUGGUGAAUUACAUGUAGCUCAAAGUUGCAGUUUUACAGUGGCCACAAGAUGGCAGCAUUUGUUCAUUUACACUGCAAGGAGAGUGUCUAGUUUUAAAAAAAUGAUUCGUUUUAAAUAGAUAGUGAAACAGGACUGAGAUGAUGACCACUUCAGUGAGACUAAUGUAGCGUGACUUCCACCUUCUGCAGCAAUGUACGGUAUCGUCUGCUUAUACAAGGCAUCUGACAGGGAAAAACGUCAACAAGCUGAAAUCUUAGGAAAUGUCACUGUGAUUAUUUGUAGCAUGAAUCUGCAAGAAAUAGCUCCUGUUUUUUUUUUUUAAUCUCUUGACACUUGUGUUCUUUCUUAGUGCCGUUAUGACCCACAUUUUUCACAAGUCAGCACACAAUGUGGAAACCAGCUUGUUGAAAUUGUUUGAACGGAAUUGAUCGGUACAUAUCAGGGCACUGUUGAUGUUUCGCUCAAGGAGGAAAAUAGUUAUUGUGGCAACAAAAGUAUAUUUUAAGGCACCAUGAUCGUCAAGCAGAAAGACAAUCCACAAAAGUGCUGCUAGGAUUCAAUACAAGUUAAAUAUCACACUGCCGACAUUGUCAAAUGCCAUCGACAUUCGUAUCGAGUAUCGUAUCUGACCUGUUGAUUCUAGUAUUUUUAAAAUGUGCAACUGUGUGAUCCUCAGUCUGCACUCUGUGCCACACCUCUCUCUUCCUUUCUUACUGCUUGCCUUUUAUUUGGGUUUCUUGAUGUAGACUUGUUUGAAAGUAUCAAUUAAAGAUUAUUUCCAGUUA
This is a messenger RNA of Dunckerocampus dactyliophorus (ringed pipefish), 2497 nucleotides long. RefSeq names its product splA/ryanodine receptor domain and SOCS box containing 1 (gene spsb1). Gene Ontology annotation, biological process: intracellular signal transduction; proteasome-mediated ubiquitin-dependent protein catabolic process. The transcript is spliced from 3 exons. The coding region runs from base 510 to 1331 and encodes 273 amino acids. The record is from RefSeq and is a predicted model, not a curated record. NCBI's taxonomy places the organism in Eukaryota, Metazoa, Chordata, Actinopteri, Syngnathiformes, Syngnathidae. Gene Ontology annotation, cellular component: SCF ubiquitin ligase complex. Gene Ontology annotation, molecular function: protein binding.